UAUAAGUACUAUAUUUCUAUUUAAUUCUGAUAUCUUAAUUUCCAUUAUGCUAGUACUGAUACUUUACAAUCACCUUUGAAACACUAUACGAUCACUUUUGAAACACUAUACGAUCACUUUUCUUGUUUAAAGUUAGGCAAUAUUAUUACGCUGCUAAACAAUAAGUAUUUGGAAUCAUUUGGCACUUUUGCCAACUUAAAUUUAUCCCAUUCUGUUUGUUAAUUGCUAUUAACUAGUGUCCUGUUAAUUAACAUGUUUAUGACGUCACUUUAUGACGUCAAACUUGAACGAACACUUGGACGUGAAGGUUGACGUCAUAAAAGACAAGAAGCGCUCUGACCACCAUUGCGAUAAUGUCACGUGCGGGAUUUUAUAAAGACGAACCCUGUGAGGUCAAAGGAUGCAACUUUAAGCAAAGGACAAUAAGAAGCUAUCAGCGCCACUAUGAGGAGAGGCAUAGGCCGACAUGCUCGCAGUUUAAGUGUAACUUAUGUGUUGAGAGUUCCCCUCAGUUUCUGAGAAGGGAUAGUUUCGUCAAACAUCUCAGGGGAGUUCAUUUUCUUUCUGGUUCUGCCCUUUCUUAUCAUCUGUCACUUAAUAAACCUUCAAAAUUAUUUAAUCCAUUGUAUAUUCCUCCUGGAGAUGUUCUUCCUCCUUCUCUUGGAGCUGGUCUCCAGCCAUUCUUAUAUGUUAAUAUGAAGGAAGACUAUUCACGGACAAUUACUGCCCUUGAAGACCUAGAUACUUCUAAUUUACCCAUGGAGUCCGUAUCUGUCUGUAAUCCAACGACUUCGCUCAAUUUGACAUCUGAUAAGUUACAAGAGUCAUCAGGUUCUGCUAGUCCCACAUGUACAUUUGAUCAUGUCGAACCAACAUAUCCAGUUUUGUCUGCACCUGCUAUGCCCGAUACACUUGAAGGGCUCUAUAAUUUCACUUCGUUUUGUUCUGAUGUUAUUGUUGAGUACAGUGCUGCCUUGGGAAAGGCAAUGCACAAACUGGAAUCUUUGUCUGAAGUAGAUAAAUUAAAACUUAAAGCACUGGAUGAAAAAAAGAAUCAGUCAAACAAGUAAACAAGUUGUUCUUUUAACAACUGUAUUUUAUGUGUUACCAUACCAUGUUGUUUAUUUUCAUUAUCAGGUUGGAACACCGCAGUCAAUUGUAAUGUAUAUAGUUUAUUUAUUUUGUGUAAAUAAACUACAUAACUUCUAUUUGUAUAUUUACAUAUUAUUAAAUGGAUUAUUAAAAAUAAAUAGUUCUAUGCUCGGGCCUCUAUGAAUUUUUGCUAUUUGCUUUGAUCAUAAUACAGAAAGUUACAUUUAGACUUUAGUACAUUAAAGUUCUUUUAUUCGAAAGUGUACAUGUAAUUUAAAUUUAAAAUAAAUUGAUUAUUCAUUAAUUGAUUGUAACAACUUGGAUUGUUUUAAUGUUAAUGUUACUCUCUUUUAAGGAGAUGUGGUUACAAUCUAAUUAUUAGUAACUUACAUGAUGUUUGCCUAUUGUAGAGUUGACAUGGUAGCUUUGUAUGUAAUUGUCCAAAUACCAGGACCAGAUUAACAGAAGAAAGUUGUUUCACACUGCACUGGAUAACGUUUUUUUUUUGCAUAUAUGUAUAAUUAAAUUUCAUUCAUUUCAAGGUGUCUGGUUACUUCUGGGAUAUAAUCAUCAAUUCCAGCAAUUGUUUAUAAGUUGUUAUUGGUAUUCUCUGAACUGCUAUUGCAAAAUCAAAUGUCUAAACAAUAUUUCAUAUGUUUUCAGAGCGUAAUCCUGCCAAUUCUUUUCUGGUACACUUGCGAAUUGUUCAACUUUGGAAGUCUUCCAUACUAUACCACGUUCGGAACAAGAUAAAAGAAAGACAAACACACCCACAGAGAAAAAGACGGCUUAAAACUUAUAAACAUUCUAACUUUUUUUAAUCGCGACACAUGGAACUGUUCCUCCUUUGUGAAGAGUCAAUUUAAUUAAUAAACCCAAAGUCACUUAAACUACAGACAAGAACUUUAAUAGGCAUGAUCGAACAUUUACUUACGUUAAAUUUUAAUUGAUCUUGUAUAUAUGUGAUGUUGUUAAUAUAGACGUUUUAGAUGUUGUGAAACGUUAAUGUAUUAAGCUGCAAUAUUUUAUGAAUGUUUACUUGUAUGCUUGUUGAAUUUUAUUUGUGUACUUGGAUUUAUUGUUAAUUGUUAGCCAGUCUCUAAUAAGGUGUGUUGCAUAACUGUUAUUUAUUUAACUUACACAUUAUUUGGUCAUUUUGACCAAUGUACAUUGAUCUAAGGUAGGGGGAGUGUAAUAGAUGACCAAAUUUACUUUAUAUAAGUACUAUAUUUCUAUUUAAUUCUGAUAUCUUAAUUUCCAUUAUGCUAGUACUGAUACUUUACAAUCACCUUUGAAACACUAUACGAUCACUUUUGAAACACUAUACGAUCACUUUUCUUGUUUAAAGUUAGGCAAUAUUAUUACGCUGCUAAACAAUAAGUAUUUGGAAUCAUUUGGCACUUUUGCCAACUUAAAUUUAUCCCAUUCUGUUUGUUAAUUGCUAUUAACUAGUGUCCUGUUAAUUAACAUGUUUAUGACGUCACUUUAUGACGUCAAACUUGAACGAACACUUGGACGUGAAGGUUGACGUCAUAAAAGACAAGAAGCGCUCUGACCACCAUUGCGGUAAGCCGUUGUUUUCAUUUCUCGGAAGUUUUCCGAUUUUCUUUUAUUUCCCCUACCUUAUUUAUUUUAUAUGCAUGUUAAUUAUGAAAUAUAAUGACUUAAAUAUUUAAUACAAUUCAUAAAACUUA
This is a messenger RNA of Ruditapes philippinarum (Manila clam), 2786 nucleotides long. RefSeq lists its product as uncharacterized. Lineage: Eukaryota; Metazoa; Mollusca; Bivalvia; Venerida; Veneridae. The coding region runs from base 354 to 1070 and encodes 238 amino acids. The record is from RefSeq and is a predicted model, not a curated record. The transcript is spliced from 2 exons.